AUGUCCAACGACAACGUAGAGGAUAAAAAAAAUGUCGAAGGCGAACUUGGGGAAGCUCAGUCGUCGGAAUCAUUGACCGUCGCCCCGACAAAGAUGCAGGUAUUCUUGAGAAUUCGCCCGAAUUCCUCGACCAUUCGAUGCAACGUCGAAAACACUGUUUACACGCCGGAAGACAACACGACCCUACUUGUUAAGCCCUUCAACGGUUCCGAAGCAUCGAGGCGUCCCAAAAGCUCGAAACCCCACGACAACGCCGCCACGAAGAGGUUCAGGUUCACGAAAAUUUUCGAGGCCGACACCAGUCAGAUGUGCUGUUUUGAAAAGUCGGUCAAGGCCAGCGUCAUCGACUUCUUGAACAAUCAAAGCUCGACGAUCAUCAGCUACGGCACGUCGAACUCUGGAAAAACCUACACGUUAUUCGGCACGUCGUCCGAGCCCGGCAUAAUACCGAGGAGCAUAGAUCUGAUUUUUUCAUCGCUCAGUUGUACUCUGGAUCCGUGGUACAAGCCGAAGCGAUUCAGCAGCGUCGAUCGUCUGAAUGACUUCGAGCGCACCUCCGAGAUCAGCUCCAAGGAGAAGCUUUUGUCGGACAGAUGCAUCGAUCCGGGCCAGGAGGAGGCUUACAGGACUCUGCAAGACGAGGAGACGAACGAAACGAGCGACGUUUUUCAAGAAUCCAUGUUCUCCAUUUGGAUAUCUUUCGUCGAGAUUUACAACGAGACGAUCUACGAUUUGCUCGCGGUCGAUGAAGAAGGCGCCAAUGUGCAGCUGAAAUUGACCAUCGACAAACGCGGUGACACCUUCAUUCAAGGGGUCAAGUACGUGUGCGUAAACUCUGGUUUUGAGGCGUUCAAGGUUCUCGCGACUGGGCAGACGCGGCUCAGCACCAGCUCAGCGGCCAAUUACAAAAGUUCGAGAUCCCAUUCGGUUUUUACGAUUAAAUUGCUGAGACACGAUAAGGACUGUGCUUCAUCGGAGGUACAGGUUAAUACGCUGACUUUCUGCGAUCUUGCGGGCACCGGUCGUAUACAAAAAGCAGCCAACGAUGGAAAACAGCAGAAAGAAUCGAAAAACAUAAAUACCAGUCUUUUAGCUCUAGGCAGAUGCUUAAAACUUAUUGCCGAAGGACACUCAAGACAAAGUGUCGGCCCAUUCAGAGAUUCCAAACUAACGAGAUUGUUUCAACAUUCGAUCAGUGGCAGGGAAAACGUCGUCUUCAUGAUUCACUUGAAUCCCACUCUCGAGCUUUUAGCCGAAACUCAGAGUGUUUUAAACUUUUCUUCGGUCGCUAUGAGAAUCAUCGAUGAUGCCUCGAAGUCGGCGACGAGGGAGGCCGAUUUUAAGCCUGAAAUUUGUCGGCCAAAAAGUCACGACUCUUCUCUGUUUUCCUGCUCAAGAUCGAUCAAUGAUAAAGGUUAUCAGGAUUUGCUUCUUCAAAACAAAUUGUUGAAAGAUGAAAUGGAAAAGAUGAAGAGGGAUCACUUGAAGCGAGAGUUCGAGGUUCGGCAAGAAUUGGCUGACUUGUAUACGAAACAAAUGGACAGUCUCGAGGAAAAUUGGAAAAAUCAAAUUUUGAUUAUGGAAGAGGAAAAGGAGAAUCUAGUCAAAUUUUCUUGUGACAGAGUGGAAGAUUAUUAUAAAGCCAGACUUGAUUCUCGUUGUAAAAAAAAGCGAAAGAGAGUAGACGCUGGAGAUUUCGAAGAUGUCGAUGAUGCCGAAGAGAUUGACUUGAGCAGUGCAACCAGUACGCCAAUUCCGUCGAAAGCCUCAUUGGAAAAAUCGCUAAAUACAAUUAAAGUAGAAAAUAAACGUUUGAAUGAGGAGGUGCAUCAAAAUGAAUUGGAGCUGGCGCUUUUAAAAAAGUGUAUUAGGAAAAUUGCAAAUAUCGUUAAGACGGUACAAAAAAAACCGAAAAAAGAUAUUAACUUUGAAAGUCCCUGUAAGGAUAAGACAAAGCAAGAGAUACCCGUCGACGAAGAAAUAGUUAUUAGUGUAGCCACGAUAUUAGAUUUCUUGAAGAAUUCGUUCGAGCAAAAAAGUUGCUCAGGCGAUGCGAGGGAAAAAAUUAAUGCUCAGCAGCAGUGUAAUUUAGAUUGUGAAAUAAUCGAAGAUUUUUACAACGAAAUAGUUGAACUUUUGGAGCCGAGUAUUGUCAAACUUCCGGAAACGGACGACUCACUCAGUUCGUUGGAUGAAACAUCGGAGAAAACGUGUAAUUUUAGUCAAGUGUUAUCCAGAGUAAAAGAUUUGAUAAUCGACAACGUCACGAAACAGAUCAAAUACGAAGUUGAAUGUGCUGAAAAAUCCAAUCAGAUAAGCCUUCAUGAAAAAGAGAUUCAACACCAAGCGUCGGAAAUUUUACACUUGAGAAUGCAGUACCAAGAAUCCGAGUCGACGAGAAAUCUAUUGAUAAGCAAGUUGAAAGAAGUCGAGUCAAAGCAAAAAUCUCGUCAAUUUUUCGAAAAAGUAAGCAGAGGAUCGAUUGAUUCUGAAAAUUCGAUAGAAUCACAAAUAGGCGCGUUAUCGACGGAAUCUUCGUUCUAUGAAAUUUGCAACAGCGAAAGUUUUGUUUGCGAAUCCGAAAUCGAUCGUUUGCAAAGUAAGCCGACGAGAUACAGUUCCGACAGCAGCAAAAACGACUCGGGCUUAGCAUCGAGCAUCGACUGUCCUCUCAAAGUCUCAGAUAAUUACUCGCAAACUAUCGAUAGCAGUAAGGAAAAUUUGCCGAUAACAGAUAAGCUUACGGCCCUCAAGCUGGAUUAUAAACAGAUGAAGGCCCAAAAUUUGCAAGAAGCAUUGCGAGUUACUGAACUGUCUAUGGAAUUGGAAGAUAUCAAAGAAUCUAUGGCGAGAUUAAAAGACAAUACAAAUACUAAGGAAAAAACUAUUUUGGAGUAUGAAAAUCAGUUGAACGACGACAAAUUAGAAAUUGAACGAUUGACCAAUGAAAAACUAGAAUUAGAAGAGAGAUAUGAAGAAUUAGCUAAACUUUUAGAAGAAACAAAAAAAGAUUUUGAGCUGAGAUUGAGCGAGUCAAUGAUCAGGUUAAAAGUCUUCGAAGAAGAAGAAGACCGUACUUCGAAAUGUUUAAAAGAUUAUUGGGAAAAAUCUGUUGAUUUAAGCAGUGAAUUAUCAAUUGUUACCUCUGAACUUGAACGAACAGUGUCAAGAUGUUCUAAAGAACACGUGCCAAAAAUUGAAGAAUUGGAAAAAGAUCUUCAGGCUCAUAAAUCACGCGAGUGCGAGCUUGAGAAAAGAUUAUUUGAGUGUCAAGAAGAUCUUCCCAAUGCACAAAUUUUGUCAGAAAAAAUUUCAGACUUCGAAAAUGUUCUCAACAGAAUAAACAAAGAAAAAAUUAGGCUUCAAACACUUUUGAGUGAGCAAUCGGAAAAUCAAUCAGAAAUCGUAGAGAGGAUAGAUCAUUUGAAUUUAAUACUAGAACAACGUGACGAUCAUAUACUAAGUUUGAAGGCAGAGCUCGAUUCUAUCACGAGAGAAAAUUUAUAUACGAGUCGAAAAGCAAAAGAUUUGGGAAAAGACGUUGUCAAAUUGAUGGAAAAGAUCAGAAUAAUGAAAGACGAAAUUAUUCAGCUGAUAAGUUCGAUUUGCCGAAAAAAUGAAUGCAAGGAGAUGGAAAUCGAAAAGUUGAAACAAAAACUUUUGGAAAAAGAAAGAGAAGUGAAUUUUUUCAAACAAAAUCGAAGCUCUACCAUUCAGAGGUACGAGUGUCUAGUACGGCAACUUCAAAACGCCCUCAAAAUGACCAGCAGCUCGGGAAAGCUGAAAAAGUUAUUUAGUCAGAAGCAGAAAUACCUUUUUAAUCCCAAGGACAGCGUGACCUGCGAAGUUCACAACGUUUCCUCACAGAUCUCUGAUUGGAGAUCUUUGGAUUUGGAUCAAUCGGAAAUCUUGUCGGGUGCGGCGGGGCCUCACUUGUCCCGUCAGGCUUCUUCGAGCGGAAGCUCAGAGUUGGCCGAAAGUACCGAGAAAGCCGGUCGAUUGGUUGCAGAAAUUAGUGAAAAGUCUUUGGAAGUACGUUCGUUGCUGCUCGAUUAA
This is a messenger RNA of Trichogramma pretiosum, 4056 nucleotides long. RefSeq names its product kinesin-like protein KIF20B. NCBI's taxonomy places the organism in Eukaryota, Metazoa, Arthropoda, Insecta, Hymenoptera, Trichogrammatidae. Gene Ontology annotation, molecular function: plus-end-directed microtubule motor activity; ATP binding; microtubule binding. The record is from RefSeq and is a predicted model, not a curated record. Gene Ontology annotation, biological process: microtubule-based movement. The transcript has 5 exons. Bases 1 to 4056 code for a protein of 1351 amino acids.